CUAACGGACCGGCAACGCUACGCAGCGGAUAACAGCUGAUUGUAAACAAAUGAAAGAAGCUUAUAAUUUAUUUAAUGGGUGGAAAAAGUUAUUAUUGUGAUUACUGUUGUUGUUUCAUGAAAAAUGAUCUGAAUGUGCGUAAAUUGCAUAAUGCAGGCAUUUCACACACAGCUGCCAAAGCAACCUACAUGCGCCGCUUUGAAGAUCCAAAAAAAAUAUUGGCUGUGGAGCGUGAGAAAAGGCCGUGCAAACGUUUCUUGGCUGGCUACUGUAGAUUUCAGCUGCUUUGCAAUUUCCGGCAUUAUAGCGAUAAGCAAAUGAAACAGCUCGAGAAAAUAGUGCGUCAACUGAAGAAGAAGCGUUCCAAGAAGAAAAAAAAUCCCCAGCUAACAAGAAAAUGUAAUUUGCCACCCUCGCUGCAACCUUUUGACAUAGAUAAGCUAAAUCAAACCAAUUGGAAUUUAAAUUGGGGCUAGCAUAAACAGAAAAGGCUAUUAAAAUAUGUUUACAACAAAAACAUCAGUUUUCUAUUACUCUAAGCA
Molecule: messenger RNA, 542 nt
Organism: Drosophila hydei
Lineage: Eukaryota; Metazoa; Arthropoda; Insecta; Diptera; Drosophilidae
Product: zinc finger matrin-type protein 5
Exons: 3
Coding region: 75-476 (133 amino acids)
Cellular component (GO): U12-type spliceosomal complex
Molecular function (GO): zinc ion binding
Source: RefSeq, a predicted model, not a curated record